Molecule: messenger RNA, 613 nt
Organism: Hylaeus volcanicus
Lineage: Eukaryota; Metazoa; Arthropoda; Insecta; Hymenoptera; Colletidae
Gene: RpL32
Product: 60S ribosomal protein L32
Exons: 4
Coding region: 167-571 (134 amino acids)
Biological process (GO): translation
Cellular component (GO): ribosome; cytosolic large ribosomal subunit
Molecular function (GO): structural constituent of ribosome
Source: RefSeq, a predicted model, not a curated record
UUCCUUAAGACGCAUGCGCACUGAGAAUUGAGAUCUAAAAAAGGCGCGAGAGUUUCGCCUCUAUAAGAAUAAUCUGUGGUGUUAUUACUCCUGGUUCAACAUAACCUCUUCUGUCUGGUGCAUAGUGAGGGACGUUCCAGUUUUCUAGCACCUAACAAAAAUCACAAUGGCUAUUCGACCCGUGUACAGGCCGACAAUUGUCAAGAAAAGAACUAAGAAGUUCAUUCGUCAUCAGAGUGAUCGAUACAGUAAACUAAAGAGAAACUGGCGUAAACCAAAAGGUAUCGACAACAGAGUUCGUAGGCGCUUCAAGGGUCAAUAUUUGAUGCCCAAUAUUGGUUAUGGAAGCAACAAAAAAACACGCCACAUGCUACCUACUGGUUUCAGGAAAGUCUUGGUACACAAUGUUAAGGAAUUAGAAGUUCUAAUGAUGCAAAACCGAAAAUUCUGUGCCGAAAUUGCUCAUGGUGUAAGCAGUAAAAAACGUAAAUCGAUCGUUGAACGAGCACAACAACUUUCCAUACGCGUGACAAAUGCUAGUGCUAGAUUACGUUCUCAAGAAAACGAAUAAGAUCACUUUCUUCUUUGAUUUCUUAAUAAACUAUUUACAGUA